This is a messenger RNA of Plectropomus leopardus (leopard coralgrouper), 3288 nucleotides long. It is a transcript of the gene tmem200b, whose product is annotated as transmembrane protein 200B. The record is from RefSeq and is a predicted model, not a curated record. NCBI's taxonomy places the organism in Eukaryota, Metazoa, Chordata, Actinopteri, Perciformes, Serranidae.
UGUCCUUCUGAAGACACAGCUGGGUGUCACACAGUCCGGUGGAGUCGGAGAACACAGUGGACGACGGUUUGUAUGUUGGAAUCGAGUUAUCAGCUGGGUCCUUCGCAGCCUGGAGACUACUGAUCCCAGAUGAUCUGGAUGUUAUGUUUCCUCUAACUAUGAACAAGCUGCAACAGAAUCCGAGAGAUACAGUCCUCUGACAGGGUGUUAAGGAGCACCACCUCUGGACGGACCUGUGCCAUGAAGACCCAGAAGGCCCAAGGUGUUACACCAAGUUCACCUCCCUCCCGACGGAAGUCUCGCUUCACAUUACGAGGCAGAAAGAAGAAGGACGGGGUGAUCCAAGGCAAGCUUCGCAUCCGUUCCAUGCCUGGAGCCUUCCUGGUGCUGGGGCUCAUCGUGGUGGUGGUUGGCACCGCUCUGGCUGUGGCGGGAUACUGGCCCUAUCGGAUAUCGAGAUCGUCUAUCCUGGGAGUUGCGGAGGGGGAAAGCAUCUCGGAGUCGCAUACUUCUGGCUGGAGUCUGGGAGCUAAGGGCCUCCUGUCCACAGCCAGCCUCAUCCAUAGCGAGCGGAUGAAGCUGCUGGGACCUGUCAUCAUGGGGGUCGGACUCUUUAUCCUCAUAUGUGCCAACACAGUUCUUUACGAGAACAGGGACAGAGAGACUCAGAUGCUACUGGCUCAGAUGCGCAGUGUAAUUUGCUCUGUGUCUGCAGCUGUUCCCUCGGCAGACCUUAAAGAAAUAGCAGCAGCUAACUCGAUGUCCAAACACUACCAGUGGGUGAGCAGUUUACCAGCUGCCCAUCUCAACAUCCUCUGUCUUCAGCAGCUGGCAAGAUCCGAGCCCCUGCUGCAGACCAGACAGUCCAGAGAACAGGAGGACGGUGUGGAGGGCAUUUACCAGCAAGCUGUUGUCCAGACAGAAGCCCUCCACCACCAGAAGUCAGAGCCUCCACCGUCUCUCCACUCCUCCUUUUCCAGCUUCUGUAAUUCCAGUCAGACAGACUUUAACACACGGUGUGGAGCUGAGCAUGGGGACAGUGACAGCUUUGACCCACAGCCCGCCCCAUUCACCAAGCUCAACAACUGCCUGGUAUCUGCCAGCUCCCUGUCCACCCUGGACGAGGUGGAUAUCCCAGCAGUCCAGCCAAGGCGCUGCCAAAGCAUGAGCUACAGGACUAACCCUUACACAGACCAAUCUGGUGUGCAUCUGAAGGAUGGACUCCGUGCACUGGGGGAGGAGGCUUAUAGAAAUCAGCUGCUCAUCAGAAGCAGAGAGGCUGCUUCACAGAUUUGCGUGAACAUCCCUUGGCAGGUUGUGGAUGCUGCAGGGGAGCAAACUCACCGAAGCUGGCCUCGAUUUGACCUGGGCUGCGGGAGACGAUACCUCAAACUGGAGAAAAAAGAAGACUCAGUGGACAAACUGCUGGACCAGUUGGAGCAGCAGUGUUCUCAGUGGGAUAAGAGUUUUGGCUCUGGACCUUUCCAGUGAUGACUGCUUUGAGCAUCCUGAUAACCAAGGAUCAUAAAGAUAUUUUCCUCUGGAUUUAAAAACUGUGUUAUAUGUUUGUUUUUGUCUGUGUGGGGCAGAGAAAAACUAAGCCCUGGAUCAUUUGGAAUACAGUUUUUCUCACAAGGAUCUUCCUAAACUCGAGCCUGUUCUCAGUCACCAGUGGAAUAUUGAUACACAGAGGUCAUAGUGUUCUGGCAGAUGUUUUCUAUAAUUGAAGGAACAAUAAACAGACCAUACACUGUCACAGAUGAGCGAAGCAGUUUGACAGACUGUUUACUUCCACAGAUUGAAUUGGCAGCAAUGCCAGAAUUCAACUUGUAUCUCAAUGCCAAAAUGGGUUUACCUGUUUCUAGGACACAGUGGGCACAAUCUAGUGAGGGAGAGAUAGAAGGGCGAUAGUUUUCACUGUGCAAUCAAUUCUGAACCAAACUACCUGGACUCCCAUGUCCAUAAAGUGCUCAUAGCUCUUGACAAAUGUAACUAGUAUAUAAAGAUGGGAUGUUUUUCCUCAGCUGAGGUCCCAUACUCCAAAUGCAUGGCGUUGAUGUACAGUAUGUUACAUCUCAAUACUUAUGCAGAGUAAUGUCAUUGUUGGCUUUAUGUGUAUAACACGUAAUGAUAGUCAAAGGAUCAUUCUGGUCUAUUACAACUUGGGUCUUAUUUUCUGAGGUUUGGAAAUUAUUUCUACAGUAUUAUCAUUACAGAUCAUCAUGCCUUUGGGUGCUGGGCACUAUUUUCACCCAGGGCCUUUACCAUUAGAGUCAUACACACCCAGCAUGCAGACCUUAAUGUGUUAGCCUUUACUGCAGUUAUGUUUAUCAUUUUGGUAAACUACUGCAUCAGCCAGUUUAGUUCUGUUUUUUUCUUUGUGUACACCAUUGUACUUCAUAUAUCUUUAAGGGUCAAAACAAAAAAACGUUUAAAUGAGUGAGUAAAUAAAGCAAUCCCUACUGAAAGACAGAAAAGAGAUUCCAACAUAGGGCCAUGGCAAUGAGCACACAGCUUAAGACAGCACACAGUGGCAGAGACAGAGAGGCAUCCAACUCCUGGCUGAGGUCUGUGUCAAGGACAGCAUGUCCAGGUGUCUCUGUGUUCAGUAGUAAUGCAGCUUCUCUAGUGCUGUUUAAUCCUUGACAUUUAGGGAAAAGAAACAUAUGUCACAACACUGAAACUUACAUUAACUGUUAUUCUGCUGAGACUAAAAGUAUGCUGGCACUCACAGCAGUUACUCCUCUCAUCAAUCCAUCUGAUCAGCUCUUAACAGAUCAACUGAUCAAUUAUCCACAUGCCAACUCUUAAACUGCUCCCGUGGUAAACAAAGAAAAGAACUCAUUAAGCACUGUGUCUGGGGACCCACAAAAACUUCCAAAUUAAGAAGUAGGCUGCCAGAGGGGUAAAGUGUGCAGUUUUCAGUGACCAAGUUUAUCACAGCCAUGAAGAUUUGGCAUCGUCACUGAUCAAACUGUCACUGUUGGGCUCAUUGGUGGAUUCCUAAAAAAAGUUUAAAUUCACUGGUAACAUAAAAGAAAUAUUACAGGUUCCAUCAGGCAGCUUAGAGAGUGUAAAAUUUGCUUUCCAAGGAAGUUAUUCCCACUUAGGUCGACAGAAACAUUGCAUGCAAUAUUAACCGUACACCGUCUUUUCCCCUCUCUCUCUCUAUCCCUCUCUCGAACACACACACAGAAAGUUGGCAGUUUGCAAGUCAGGGUUGAAUGGUUUAUUUAACACGUAUUUAACCUUUUUAAAAAUCUAAGCAAAUUGGUUUCAUUUCUUUCA